AAAGCAGAGAAAAGGAAAAAAGAGAAGGGCUUAUUUCUCAAAUUCUCCGGUGACAGGUCUCACUGGUCUCUCUCCUCCUUUACAAAGCUAUUACAGUGAGAAGCAUAUAACACUUUCGGCCAUGGCAGCUCUGGCCAAGGUGGUGGCAAUCAUGAUAGCGUCUAUGGCCAUCCUAGCGACGGUGGCUGGCGGGGCUACCCCAGUUAUAGGCCCAACCCCCGUAGUGGGAGGUGGGACAACCCAAAUCCCAGCAGAGGGAGGAGCAAGCUGGUGUGUGGCUAGGAGCGACGCCAGCGAGCAGGGUUUGCAAACAGCCUUGGACUACGCGUGUGGAUCAGGCGCAGAUUGCACUCCCAUACAGACGUCCGGACUCUGUUAUCUCCCAAACACCCUUCAGGCCCAUGCCUCCUACGCCUUCAACAGCUUCUUCCAGCGCAAGUCCAUGGCUCCUGGCUCUUGCGACUUCGCCGGCACCGCCAACAUUGCCCGCACUGACCCCAGCUAUGGAUCUUGCGUCUACCCAUCUUCUCUAAGCUUUGAUAUUGCAUAUCUGCAGCACGGCAGGAGGGAUGUCUACUCCAGCUUCAACACCAUCCACACCAGGUGUUAUAUAUCCACCACCAUCGCCGAUUAGUUCUACACCACUCGCAGGCAUUUCUGGAGGAUACAAUCCUGGCUUGGGCCCUACAGUACCAACCACCAACAAUUCUGUGACUUCUAUGAAGUUGUCUGUUUUUUCUAUCUUAAUGCACAUCUCUUUCUUUCUUGCCUUGCUAUUUACUUUUCAACCAAUGUUAGUGUUCUAAGCAGAGUUGCAUUGUCCUAGCUCUGGAACAGGCUUAUACAGUUUUGCUAGAAGUUGGAGCCAUCUUUGCUUACUGUCAUUUAGCUUUCUUGAAUACCAUUCCUCAUUUGGUUUUCUUUUC
Molecule: messenger RNA, 926 nt
Organism: Vitis vinifera (wine grape)
Lineage: Eukaryota; Viridiplantae; Streptophyta; Magnoliopsida; Vitales; Vitaceae
Product: major pollen allergen Ole e 10
Exons: 3
Coding region: 122-634 (170 amino acids)
Source: RefSeq, a predicted model, not a curated record